CCCACACACUGACUCACAAUGUCUUGCACUAAGCUCAUAUCGCUUACCCUGGUUGUCCUGUUUAGCAUUGGAUUAGCCAGCGCUGGUAGGGUAUCUAGAUACUCUAGUUCCCAGGGAACAGGCACUGGAGGUGGAGAGGGUGGAGGAGCGGUGAACGGCGGCGGCGGAGGAAGUGGGAAUGGCCAGGGCACUGCUCAGAGUGGAGGUGGAGGAACCCAUGCAAGUGCUGGAGGCGGCGGAGGCGGGGGUGGUUGGUCAGGGCUUAAUGGUACUGGGUAUGGCGCUGGGUCCGGUAGCGGCUCAAGCUCUGGCCAGAUGAGCCAAGGGUCGUCAUCUUAUGGUGGUGAUGGUGGGAGUACAAGCGCAGGUGGCUCCGGUGGCGGGGGCGGUGGUGGAGAGGCGGCCGACGACGACGACGACUGCCCUGCUGACUCCAGUGGCUUUGGGACAGGUGGCGGCACCGGAUCUGGUUCAAGCGAGGCGAACAACGACGGUGGUUCCUCCUACACAAAUGCAAAUGCUUCCGGUAAUGGUGGCGGCGAGGGCGGUGGUAAAAAUGGUGGAACCGGCGGUGGCGCAGGCAGUGGAAACGGUUACAGUGACGCAAACCCUUGAAGCUUCUUCGUGCAAUCAAAACAGAGCAAGAGCCCAAGCUAUUGUCGUUCGCUUUUUUCUAUUUGCCCUUGUUUUGUUCUUAUGUUUCCAUGUAUUAGGGACAACUAAUAAAGGGAUUCAUUACAUAGGCGUGCACAAGUAACACGGAGACUAGCUAUUUCACUGUGAGAAACUUUUAUGUAUCACUCCCAACCGUAUUUAUCUAAAUGUUACUCCAACCUUUCAUUCCA
Triticum aestivum (bread wheat) is the source of this 845-nucleotide messenger RNA. RefSeq names its product glycine-rich cell wall structural protein 2-like. The record is from RefSeq and is a predicted model, not a curated record. The transcript has a single exon. The coding region runs from base 19 to 615 and encodes 198 amino acids. Lineage: Eukaryota; Viridiplantae; Streptophyta; Magnoliopsida; Poales; Poaceae.